AUGAGGUUAAAAGUUGGUAAAAAACCAAGUAAUCUUCAUGAGAUCAAGGAAUUUGCUGAAUGGAUUUUACAGCUUGGUGAUGGUCUACUUGGUGGUCCAAAUGAUGGAGAGGUGAAAAUUGAAAUUUCAGAUGAUCUACUUAUACUCGAUCAAGUCAAUCCUAUAUCUUCAUUGAUCUCAUUCACAUAUCCGGAUAUGCAAAAGUUUUUGUGGGAUUCAAAUUACUUCCAACAAAGAGCCAUUCUUGCUCCCACAAAUGAAGUUGUUGAUUCAAUAAAUACAGAAUUGUUAAAUAGUAUGGCUGGUGAAGAGAAGAUAUAUCUUAGUUCGGAUAGUUUAAGUGAGUGUGAGCAACAAAUCGACCUUAACAUGGCAUUGUUUCCUUCGGAUGUGUUAAACAAAUUGCAUUUGUCAGGAUUACCUAACCAUAAAUUGGUUCUCAAAGUUGGAGCUCCAGUAAUGUUACUUAGAAACAUUGAUCAAACAAAUGGUCUGUGUAAUGGUACACGGCUUCAAGUAACAAAACUUGGAAAACGUGUAAUUGAAGCAAAGAUUAUUACCGGAAAUAAUACAGGUCAUCAUACUUUAAUUUCAAGAUUGAAAAUGACACCAUCCGAUAAAAGAUUACCGGUGAAAAUUGCACGAAGACAGUUCCCACUAUCUCUAUGCUUUGCAAUGACCAUCAACAAGAGCCAGGGACAAUCACUUGAACGUGUUGGCCUAUAUCUUCCACGUCCGGUUUUUAGUCACGGACAACUAUAUGUUGCUGUUUCUCGAGUAAAGAGUAGGAAUGGUUUGAAAAUCUUGAUAUGUGACGACAAAAAACAAGUGUGUAAUGCCACAACUAACGUGGUCUACAAAGAAGUUCUUCAAAACCUAUAG
Helianthus annuus (common sunflower) is the source of this 882-nucleotide messenger RNA. Its product is annotated as ATP-dependent DNA helicase PIF1-like. The coding region runs from base 1 to 882 and encodes 293 amino acids. The record is from RefSeq and is a predicted model, not a curated record. The transcript has a single exon. NCBI's taxonomy places the organism in Eukaryota, Viridiplantae, Streptophyta, Magnoliopsida, Asterales, Asteraceae.